AUUUCUUUCGGUGCCAACUGUCAAAAAUUGAAUGUUUAUAUUUAGUUCGGGAAAAUUUCCCUAAAAUUCUCUCACAUUUUCGUGUGAAAUAUUCGAAUUAUUACAAAAAAAUGGACGCAACUCAAUUGGAACCUCAAGAUUUAAGUUCGACAUCUAUUCAGUCAAAUCCCCUUUACGGAGAUCCGUCUCCGGUAGAAGUUUCGAUCUGUGGCGAUGAAUCGGAACCCCCUCCGGAGGUGAUCCAGCGCGAAUGGAAGGAGAUUACGACGGAGUUCUUCGGUUGCGUCAAGGAACUCAAGCUGGGCGAGUUGAUCCACGAUAACAUGUUCGGGCUGUUCGAUGCCAUGUCCGCAAUCGAGAUGAUGGACCCGAAGAUGGAUGCUGGCAUGUGUUGCAAUAAGGAAGCGACCCCGUUGAACUUCCAGACCGCAGUUGAGAGUGGAAAGAUGAAGUUGUCAAAUCUAGAAAGCCGGGAGCUGAUCGGGAUCAUCGAUGCUACGUAUUCCUGUAUGGUCUCAUGGCUGGAAGGCCAUUCGAUGGCACAAACGGUUCUGACCUGUUUGUAUCUGCAUCAGCCCGAUAAGAUUGAGGAUAAAGCGAUGAAGGCAUUCGCUGUGGCAAUCUAUAAGAUAAUCAAUUUGAUCAGGAGUUUUAUUCUGCGGGCCAGAGUCUACGAGGAAGAGGAUUUCCAGCCCAGCAACUAUGGGUAUGACAUGUAUGUGGACAUGACCGAGACUAAGGCGUGCAAUAUGCUGAAAAGUGCCGAAGAUGAUUGGGUGAAGAAGGCUAAGGAAGUUGACGAUGCAAAGGAACGGGACGAGAUAAAUGCUUUGGUCAGUCGACUAAAGUUCACCAGAUUGUUCUUGCAAUGUCUUGUGGCUUUGUACCCCUCUAAGGUAUCCAUUGUGGUAACUAAUAUAUCCCCUUCGAAAACGGAGAUGAUUGACAUCGUCAAAACGUUGAACGGAGCACUGGAAUUAACACAAGUGAUGGAGAAAACCAUUGAGUUUGGAACCCAGCCGGAUGUCGAAUCCGAUACCCCCAAUGUAAUGGGAUUUUCGAUGAUGGUUAACCAGCGAUUACUGCCACCUACAUUUCCUCGGUACACUAAAAUCAAGGAACGUUCAACGUGCAUUCAGUAUCUGUCUGAACUGAUUCAUCGUUUGAAGCAUGCUUGCAAAAUAGUGCACUGCACCAACUAUCAUAGCGCUUUGAACUUCUUCAUGGAUUUUAGCAAAAAGUUUGGACCUUGUCUAUUGUCGCGGAGUAUUCUACAAACGUUGUACUUCCCAUCACAUUAUACGGUAUUUGGAACGAAGAAGCGAACUGAGGUGUUGAAAGAAUCGGCCAAAGCCUUCAUAGCUCCUCCUGUUCUGCUUUCGGAAAAUCCAUUAUCUACCAAUCCAGCGGCAAUCAAUUGCGUCGACUCAUUUUUUGCGUAUAACGAACAUACAUUCAGUGUGCUAUUUGAAAUCUGUGGCUAUAAUCGGGCUCGACAGCGUGACAAGCUGGGCAUCAUGCUCUCUAACUUUGCCAAUCUCCAGGACGAAGCCGAACGUGUCGAUGCCUAUCUGCAUUCACUGUCGAUGAAGCACGAGAAUCCUCGCCAGCAUCUGGCCUGCUUCGGAACGUGGGUCUUGUACCACUGCCUAAGGGCAAUGUCCUUCUUUUUGCUUUCUGGCCUGGAGCUGGAACUUUAUUCGGUGCAUGAAUAUCUGUAUAUUUUCUGGUAUUUGUAUCAGUUUCUGUUUGGCUGGAUCGUGUCCGCAUUGACUCGAGCCGAUACGUUCCUGGUGGAGCAGGAUUACGUUGCAGAUAACAAGGGUCCAAAGGGUAGCCAAAAGAAACCCAAGGUGAAGAAGCGUAAGGGGAAAUCUGACGGCAAGGAAAUCAUCUUCAACCAAGCGAUGCAAAACAUGUGCGGCGGGUAUUACAAAGCCCUCGGGGGUUUCAUUGGAGAGGACCGUAUUCCGGAACCGUUGCCAAUGUUUGACAAUGAAAAGGUUCGCUUCGAGCACCGUUUUGCACCUUUUGCCACUCUGUCGACUCCGCCACCAAUGGCAUAUUCAGAUUUCAAAUUGAUGAAGACGUAUUUACUCAAAUCGCCUGCAGAAGAGCUCUAUGCUGCAGCUGCCAAGCAUUUCCACGAGGCUCGGGUACUACUGGAAUCGUAUCCCAAUCCAGAUGAAGAGUGGCACGAAAUCGUCAAGGUAGCCAAAAUGAACUUUGUGAUGAUGAACUUGCUGGCCAGUGGGUUGAAUCGGCAGUCCAAGACGCCACCAGAGUUCGAUUUUUCUUGCCAUCGAUUUUUCCCCAUCAUCAAGCAGCGCAAGUAAGGAGCUCUUAUUCGUGGAAUAGUUUUGAGGGGUAAUGUUCGAUUUCAAAGUCAAGCUAGCAGUUAAUUUAAUUGUGGAAAAUCUGUGUUAAGCUAAUGUCUAUAAACGUACUUGGGUAACGCUGUGGGUGAUCGAAUACACUAUCUAAUCUAAAAUAA
Aedes aegypti (yellow fever mosquito) is the source of this 2494-nucleotide messenger RNA. RefSeq names its product N-alpha-acetyltransferase 35, NatC auxiliary subunit (gene Naa35). Lineage: Eukaryota; Metazoa; Arthropoda; Insecta; Diptera; Culicidae. Bases 111 to 2336 code for a protein of 741 amino acids. The record is from RefSeq and is a predicted model, not a curated record. The transcript has 8 exons. Gene Ontology annotation, biological process: N-terminal peptidyl-methionine acetylation. Gene Ontology annotation, cellular component: NatC complex.